This is a messenger RNA of Meira miltonrushii, 1734 nucleotides long. RefSeq lists its product as uncharacterized. Bases 142 to 1677 code for a protein of 511 amino acids. The transcript has a single exon. Gene Ontology annotation, biological process: transcription by RNA polymerase III. NCBI's taxonomy places the organism in Eukaryota, Fungi, Basidiomycota, Exobasidiomycetes, Exobasidiales, Brachybasidiaceae. Gene Ontology annotation, molecular function: DNA binding. Gene Ontology annotation, cellular component: RNA polymerase III complex. The record is from RefSeq and is a predicted model, not a curated record.
GCAUAUAUUCUAGUUGGCAAUGAUUAAGUAAUCUCACGCGAAGAAUUGAUUUUUUUUUUCUUGGUCGUUGCUUUAUUCAGAAGAUGAAGCUAUCCUGUAUGCAAGCGAUACUCAUAUGCAACCAUCAUCCACUGUCUUAUCAUGUCAUCCUCACAGGAAAGACCACCUCCUUCGGGCUCCACUCCGACGAGAAGGAUAGGUCGCCCGCCAGCAAUUCGACCUCAAAAUGAUAAUAAUACAACACCCUCGAUCGGCACUAGAACGCCAUCUUCUUCAGUCACGCCUAUCCCGCGAAGUGCUUCAGGUUCCGGGCAAACGCAAUCUUUGAUUCCUUCAUCCUCAUCGUCAAUGUCAGUCAGACCAUCAAAAUCCGGUCAAAAGCUUCUCUUUCGACCAAAACAGCCUCUACGUAGGCCAAUUAAAGAAGAUCCAGACGGUCCAGCUUCUCGCUCUGCCUCGCCUGCAAGUAAGUUAAAUGGCACACCUUCUGUUUCUCUUUCUCCUUCUUUACAGACUUCAAAUACCGUCCGGCCACCAAGAAGAUUCAACGGACCAAAUGGAAGUGCAGCCAGACCUCCUCGUGGUCAAGCUACUAUGGUUGCUUCUGGACCAUUUGCUCAAGGCUCGGGUGCUGCAAGUCGUCGUGACCAUAGUAGAAAUGGAAACACUGUUGGCGGCACUGGCGGCCCCAGACAUGGUUUAUUGGCCAACAUCUCUAUGGAUGGCAUGCAAUCCUCUUCGUCUCGCUUAGAUUAUCGCGAACCUGACCGAGCAACAAAGAAGGAACGAGAAGACUACAGUGAUCCAGAGGAUGCAGGCAUUGAGAUUAUUGAUCUAGAAGAUGUUGAUCAAUUGGAUGAAUUGGCUCCCAAAUCUCUGCCAAGGAUGAUCAAAAAAGAAGAUCGUAAACGUGAUGCCAAAUCCCAUACACCGCAUCGCAUUGACGAAAAGGAUUCCAGCCGAACUUCUUCAAGGGAAACGAGCACAAUUCCUGGUAAAGAUGCAGAUUCACGCCAAGCAGAUGCUCUGGACCUUAGUGCAAGCGAAGAGGAAGAGGUAAUGGACGAUCUCUUGGAUGAUUUCGUGUCCAGACAAGAUGGAUUCGAUGAUGAUGAUGAUGAGCCAAAUGACCGUCUCUAUUUGUUCCAAUUCCCACCCUUGUUUCCAACAUUUGAGCUGCCUCAUACACAAGGAAAGGCGAGAAGUACUUUAGAAGAGAAGGAGACGUCCAAUGUAAAGCCAAGACGAUCGGUCGCAUUUGCCGAUGAUACUGUGGGAGGAGGAGGAGCGGCAGGCAUUUCACCGCGAGACUCGCCUGCAUCAAAGGUGAAAGAUGAAGAUCAUACGAAAAGAGAGAUUGACUUGGAUGGUAUCGAAGAUGAGGAACAAGAGCCAAAAGAAGGUCAAAUUGGUCGACUGGACAUCUAUCGUGAUGGAAGGGUACAAUUUAAUUUCGGAAAUGGCUUGGUGAUGGAUGUCACAGGAGGUUCUCAAUCCAGCUUUUUACAACAAGUAAUGAUCUUAGAUCCACAACAACAGAAAGCUACAACGAUUGGUGAAAUCGACCGAAAGUUCGUCGUUGCUCCAGAAAUUACGUCGAUGCUAGAUGAUGCAAGUUUGGCUGAAAGCGAGGCAAAUAUUCUGGCCGAUCCAGAGGGAAUGGAGAGGGUGAAAUGAGACUCUUGAUUAUUGGACGUUCUGAUAUGAAUUCGAGCAAUCUUAUUAAACCAUUGA